UCGAAUUUGAAUCUUCCGACAACACCACCAGCUUCGUCGACCAGAACAACCACCCUUCGACAACCUUUUUUCCUCCCUCAUAAUCCAAAAAUGGGUCGUCUUCACUCCAAGGGAAAGGGCAUUGCGUCCUCCGCUCUCCCCUACAGCCGCGCUCCCCCGGCCUGGUUCAAGGCUUCCUCCGAGCAGGUUGUUGAGCAGAUCUGCAAGCUCGCCAAGAAGGGUGCUACCCCCUCCCAGAUCGGUGUUGUUCUCCGUGACAGCCACGGUGUUGCCCAGGUUAAGCACGUCACUGGUAACAAGAUCCUCCGUAUCUUGAAGUCCAACGGUCUUGCCCCCGAGCUCCCCGAGGACCUGUACCACCUCAUCAAGAAGGCCGUCGCCGUCCGCAAGCACCUUGAGCGUAACCGCAAGGACAAGGACAGCAAGUUCCGCCUGAUUCUCAUCGAGUCCCGUAUCCACCGUCUGUCCCGCUACUACAAGUCCGUCGGUGUCCUCCCCCCCACCUGGCGCUACGAGUCCGCCACCGCCUCCACCCUCGUCGCUUAAGCGUAUCACAACUACGUUGCGAAAGCUGUCGUUGUUCCCGUCGGGUUGGUUUGGUGUCUGGUGCCACUACCGCUACGUCGUGGCUUGGUUCUGUGUUCCCUUGCUAUCUGCCUGAGAAGGUUGGGAGGUUAGGGUAUAUGUUCUGGUUGCGAUGAAGUCCUA
Molecule: messenger RNA, 708 nt
Organism: Aspergillus homomorphus CBS 101889
Lineage: Eukaryota; Fungi; Ascomycota; Eurotiomycetes; Eurotiales; Aspergillaceae
Product: 40S ribosomal protein uS15
Exons: 4
Coding region: 91-546 (151 amino acids)
Biological process (GO): translation
Cellular component (GO): nucleolus; ribosome; cytosolic small ribosomal subunit
Molecular function (GO): small ribosomal subunit rRNA binding; structural constituent of ribosome
Source: RefSeq, a predicted model, not a curated record